Molecule: messenger RNA, 1045 nt
Organism: Nicrophorus vespilloides
Lineage: Eukaryota; Metazoa; Arthropoda; Insecta; Coleoptera; Silphidae
Gene: TRAM
Product: translocating chain-associated membrane protein 1
Exons: 5
Biological process (GO): SRP-dependent cotranslational protein targeting to membrane, translocation; ceramide biosynthetic process; protein insertion into ER membrane
Cellular component (GO): endoplasmic reticulum membrane
Molecular function (GO): sphingosine N-acyltransferase activity
Source: RefSeq, a predicted model, not a curated record
UGUAACAUAUGUUUUCAGUCCACGACACCAAUUGCCUCAGUGUUCAUUGCACUUCAGCACAAUGUCACAGAGGCUGGGGAAAUACCACUGUACACAUCUGGCAUCAGGGAUUGGGCCGGGAUCUUCUUCUACUCUCUCAUCUGCAUUGUAAUCCAUGCCAUCAUCCAAGAAUAUGUCAUUGAUAAAAUCUCCAAGAGGCUGCAUUUAUCUAAAUCAAAGUUGGCUGUUUUCAACACCAGUGGUCAAUUAGCCAUCUUUUAUUUAAUCUCAACUGUGUGGGGCUAUGAUAUCAUCAUCAGGGAGAAAAUGUUCCCCAAUAUUUCGACCAUCUGGACAGACUACCCAUCACCAAUGUCGUUCAUGAUGAAGCUGUUCCUCAUCAUUCAAAUCGCCUACAGCUUGCACGAAAUCCCAGAGUUGUACUUCCAACGCACCAAGAAAGAGGAAUACGUCGGCAAAGCCGCCCAGUCGUUGGCCGCCCUCGUCAUCAUUGCCAUACCGUACUUCCUCAACUUCAAUAGGUUGUUGGUGUGCCUUCUCGUUCAGCACUUCAGCUCCGAAUUGAUGAUCCACAUCGCGCAGCUCGUGCAAACCGUUGACAAGGAUGAGAAAUUCAGCAAGAUUACAAGAACAUUGAGCAACUGCGUCAUGAUCUUGAGCCGCAUCGUCAGCAUCGUGAUCGCCGUCCUGAGCUUGUGGUUCGGCUUCGCUCAAAUGGAACAGAGGGAUUUGGACGUUUCCACCGGAUAUUUCAAUACCCCGAUCAUCAGAUUGGCCAUGCUCGGAGCCAUCCUCGUGCUCCAGAUCUACUUGACCGCCGUCGUCAUCGGCAAGGAAUUGGAGAAGGUUCGCGAAGCGAGGGCCUUCAACACCGUCCAGAAGGUCAAGCCCCAGAAGAAGGAGAAGCCCAAGAAGGCUAAGAAAGUCGUAGAGGAAUCGGACUUGCCCGAAGUGGACCAAAACACAAACAAGAACCUUAGGAAUCGCUCGGCCCCAGCCGCUGCAAAGGCGAAAUAAAUUUCAAAUAAAUUAUGAUUACAUUUUU